Messenger RNA from Aureobasidium namibiae CBS 147.97, 11478 nucleotides. RefSeq lists its product as uncharacterized. The record is from RefSeq and is a predicted model, not a curated record. Gene Ontology annotation, biological process: positive regulation of protein catabolic process; protein polyubiquitination; proteasome-mediated ubiquitin-dependent protein catabolic process. The transcript has 9 exons. NCBI's taxonomy places the organism in Eukaryota, Fungi, Ascomycota, Dothideomycetes, Dothideales, Saccotheciaceae. Gene Ontology annotation, molecular function: ubiquitin-protein transferase activity. Bases 1 to 11478 code for a protein of 3825 amino acids.
AUGGGGAGGAUCAAGAAGACCGCUACCGAGCGUCAUGAGGCGACCAUCUCUCCCUACAUCACCAACUUUAUCAAGACUUUGGUCGAGCUACCUCUGCACAAGGUGCCCGAGCACAUUGCUUCCUUUCCACACAACUGGCCGUUCCCCAGAGGCGACCUGUACCACUGGAUCGCCCCAUUAAAUCGCUUCGAUCGCAUUCUUGAGGGUUUCACAACCGUGUAUGCUCUGGACAAAGGCCCACAAACGCAACCAUUCGAGCUACGGCUAUUGCAGAAGGGCGACGCUGAGGAUGGUUCGGUGACCGAAGUGUCGGUGCAAGAGCUCGAGGCAUGCGGAUAUUCAGCUGAUGGAGAUCGCGAGCUCGUGGAGAGUGUCCUCAACUUUACUCGUAUCCUGCUUGAGCGUUGUGGCAACCGCAGUCUGUAUGCUAGCAGCGCACAUCUCAACCACCUACUCAACACUGUCUCCCUCAGCCUACUCAAGAUUACCCUUCGUGUCAGUUUGCGCCUGGCUCAGAGAUAUCACACUUCGCGAAUGCGCGUUGCCUCGCCACAUUCGCUCAAUGCUUUGCUGGCUGGCCACUACAGUAUCAACCUGGACCGUAUCCAGAAACUUGCCGUCCCCUUUCCCAAGAAGCCCGUGGCUGCCCCCAUCUUUGGACAGACCCCGUCCAAGAACAAGGAGAAGGAGGAUGCCCUCAAGCCUGGCGUCAACACAGCCGAUAUUGAGUCUUUGGUCAAGGCUAAGGAUGUUCCAUCAUCGUACAAGGAGGAGCUUUCUAGCGUACGCUUGACCUACUACGACAAGACUGAUGCAUCUGCACCUGCAUCAUCUAUCGAGGCUCGCGCCCCCAACACACCUGGCUCGCCAAUGCCUCCCGUCACACCCACCCCUGUGCGUCGCACUUCGAACCUAGGCCCCGGCUCAGCACGCAGUGAACGCGUGAUCAACAACACCGACGCCCCCGAGACGCCAGUACGUGCCCAGCAGCCAGAGAAUUCUUCGACAGGUCCCAAGACUUUUGAGCUUUCUUCCGCUCAAAUUGGUUCCAAGGAGGCCUGGAAAAUCAUGGAGGAGAACGUGACAAAGGUGCCCGAGGACAACCAGUUCGACCUGCUUCAGAGGGUCCGUGUGGCUUCUGCGUUCCAGACUUCAAGAGAAGCUGUUCACGAUCUGGUUGCCGUCAGGAUUCUGGCCAUUUCCAACCUGUCCUAUGUCUAUGGCGAGACAACAUUUCAUCAGCGUAUUGGUCAGCCUGAUUCUGAGGAGCCUCGCCGAACUCAACUGGCUCAGCAACUUACAGACAUGCUCCAGCCUCCCAGUUCUGGUCAGGAAGAGAUCUCUCGUGAGAUGAUGGUGAUUGUUAUUCAAGCUCUGGAGGCUUUGGCCAAGUGCAAAUCCAAGACCAGCGAAAUUGCCAAUGCUCUCAACAUCACUGUCAGCCAUGGUGUCCUCUUCUAUGUUCUCAGAAAGAUUCUUGCCACUCUCGGUGAUGAAGAAGCCAAUGGCCAAGACCACGAAUGGUGCAAGGAUGUCUUUGAACUGGUCAUGACCCUCACCCCAGCUGCACCGCACCCGCAACGGAACGCGGACGUUCUCGUGGCGGCUGGCUUCGUAGGCAUCUUGGUCGAUAUCCUCAAGCUUCGCACGACGCAAGCCGAGAUCUACUUCCCUAUCGCUCUUGGCUUCUUCGAUAACUUCAUCCACAACGGAGUGCGAGAUGCGUUCCAGGCCAUUGUUAACGCCAAAGGUCUGGAUGUACUUGCCGAUCUCACUGCCUUCGAAGUUCAACGCUCGCUUGAGGCCGCUCAUAAACAAGAAGGCUUGCCCAUUGAGUACAAAACCAAGAUCACUGACUUCCAGAUCCCCUUCAACUCUCAGCAGACCCUGCGUCAGCUUCUCAAAUUCGUCGCCCAUAUGUAUCAUCACAAUGUCGGUACGGACGAUCGCUUGCUACGCAACUUUGUUGACUCCCCACAACUUCUUGGAGCACUUCGCACCAUCUUCGACAAUGCGCCCGUCUUUGGUUCAAACGUCUGGAGCGGAGCCAUGAACAUCCUCAGCAGCUUCAUCCACAACGAACCUACCAGCUACCAAGUCAUCGCUGAAGCAGGAUUGAGCAAGGGUUUCCUCGAAGCUGUGACUCAGCAGCCGAUCACGAAUAAACCUGACGUAGACACUACCGAGAUGCCGACCGCUACGGAAGACUCGAAUAUGAAAGUUUCUUCCGUUGACACACCCAAGGCAUUGGGCAUUCUUCCUGUUGGAGAAACCAUGCGCGAAAUUCCUACAGCUUUCGGUGCUAUCUGUCUCAACGAGAAUGGUAUGCGUAUGUUUCAGGCAUCGCAAGCUUUGGAGAAGUUCCUGGAGAUUUUCGAGAGCCCUGAGCAUAUCAAGGCUAUGGAAGAAGAUGCCGAGGUCCCUCAGUACAUCGGCACUGCCUUUGACGAACUUGUCCGCCAUCACCCACAGCUGAAGGAGAGAACUUCCAAUGCGGUCGUCGGCAUGGUUCGUAGAGUCAUGACCAUCUGUCAACGUCGCGCCGAGACCAAGGGUGUUGGUGCCAAACUGUGGCUUCAGGAUGAUCAGGGCUUGCAAUCUUCGCCACCGGUCACAGAAUCCGAGCUUGAGAACGAUGCCCUCGUCAAAGGCCGUGGUGGUGGUCAGUCUAGCUCGGACUUCAUCGCUAUGGUCUGCAGGUUCCUUGGUGGCUUCUUGAGUAACCAUAGCAUGGCCACGGCCUUCUGUGAGGCUGCAGGUGCUGAAAUUUUGCUUGAUAUGGCCACUGCUGCUUGCAACCCGUACAAUUUCCAUGAGACGCUUGCUCAGCAGGAACUCAUUCGAGUGCUCCAGCAGUUGGUCGAACACAAAGCUCAUUUGAUUCUCCCAUCUCUUGCUCGACGCAUACAACUAGCCUACUUCCAGCUCAGGCCAUUGGCAGAGCACCAGCCUGGCAAGCCUUACUUUAGUGAUCUGACAGAAUCGACAGCAGACCAGAGCUCUCACAACAACCUCGUGGUCUCGAACGCAACAUACACAGCCAAGGCCAUGGUGCAAGCCCAAUUCCUCUGCCAUGUUUUCUCUCAGGUCUUCUCCAUGCACGUUUACCACGCUGGUCGUACUGUGCCCCAUCACUUCUUCGGUCAGGUUAACCUCACAGACAUCUACACUGACUUGAUUGACGAUCUGGGUCAACUGUACUCUUCGUGUGUCUGGGAGGCCAUCGCAAUGCGCCACAAUAUGCCCGAAGACUGGAAGAAGCAAAUCAACAUCACUGGCAUGAGCUUCGACCAUAGCGAGGCCGACAACGUCAUGGGACAGCAGGAUGGCGAGGCUAAGAAGACCGAGGCUCGUAACAGUGCCCAAUUCAAGAACUGCCAGAUUCUCGCGUCGCUCACCAACCAAGUGUCUACCGGCAUUCUCUCUUUCUUCCAGGCGAUUGGUAAAUCAUUGCUGUGGAAACACUCUUCGCGCACCAUCCUCAGCGACUACCAGAGGCAGAAUGCAACCAAGAUAGCGGAUCACUUGGCACGCGCUUUGACAAGCCACAUCUCAACAGCCCGGCCAUCAACAAUUUCGGAGGUUGACAGUGUCUCCUACGACAUUGUCGUUCUCACUUCGACGCUACAGACUUUGGUUGACGAGCGAAAGACUACCCGUACUGGCGGUACUCAUCGUGAGGUCUUCUCCCUGGUGCUACUUGCGUUUUAUCAAAAGGGUGGUUUCAAAGAGUUGGAGAAGCGCCUGCAGCAAUUCGGCAAGCUUGUUGAACAACACAAGGAAGCUUCCCAAGACACUUCCACUUCCGAACAAGUCUCUUCAUCCAAGCAUAUCCAUGUUUUGGCACUCGCUGGUAUCGAUAAGAUACUCGACUUCUACAACAAGAUCAGUCACUCCAAGAACAUCACCGACGCCCAGCAGACUAACGUUAUGGCUGUCCGAGAGCGUCAAAAGAGCGACUUCUUCUUGGGUGCUCAAUUCGUGGUGGAGCUUCGUAAUGCUAUCCUUCCACAAAUUAGUCAGAUGUGGAAAUCAUCCGUGAUGGAGGCUCUUCCUGCGCACAGCGUCAAGUCCAUUGUCGACUUGCUCAAACUUAUUCUUGAAGGUGAAGGCGAGUCUAACGCUGUCAAACGCAGCGAGAACUUGAAGCGUCGUGUUGCAGCCGAACCUCGCAAAUUCAAGGUUCGCUCAGACUCCAAGGACGCUUUGCAGGCGGAAGGUCACGAAGACGAAGAACUAUGCAUCGAAGCACUGUACCGUUGUAAUAACAACGUGGCAGCUGCCAAGGAGUAUUACGUAUUGCGAAGAGACAACCCCGACAGUCACAUUCCUCUUUUCCCUCUUCCGUCACAUGAUGAGGUCGAGCCUCCUGCUCAGGAAGCUUCCAACGACACCACCGAACAGCCGGCUGCAUCUGGCAGUGUACCCUCGGUCGAGAUGCAGGACGCGGACGAAGCUGGAUCAAGCACACAAGACACCGAUGGCGAUCGCUCAGAAGCCGACCUUCUUCUCGGUAGUGGUAAUCGUCGCUUGGUGUUACCCCCAGAUAUGCUCAACGGUGGCCUUGCAGAAGUUCUUUCAAACGCUCUUGGCGGCGGAGAAGAACUAAUGCGUGCUCUUCCAGUUCACAGACGACCAUCAGAUGAGGCUCAGAGACCCGCUGAUGUUGUUACUGAAGAGAGCUUCGUUACCGUUGAUGAUCUCGACGACAAGCGCAAGGACGUCAGAGAUGGACUUAUCGAUAGGUGUCUCGAUGUUCUCAACACCCACACAGACGUUACUUUCGAGCUUGCAGACCUCAUCACAGCUGCAGUCACGAAGGCCGGUCAAGAUCAGUCAUCGAAGGUGGAGAUUGGCGAGACUUUGGUCAACUCUCUCAUGUCUCUCAGACCCGAGGAGGGUACUCCGCUGGACGGCAAGAAGAUUGCAUCAUAUGCUCAUCUGCUCGCACUUGUUAUGCAGGACCGCGAUUUCUUCAAUGCCUCUCUCGAUACCUUGACAGAAAACUUCGAAUACUUUGGCGGUUUCAUCAGGAUGUUCCAAGGUCAAAAGCUGGAGGAGACCUCGCCUUGGGUCAGCAAUAUGCUUCUCAUCAUUGAACGCGUUCUAGCUGAGGAUGAGAAGCCCCAGCAAAUUCAAUGGACAAUGCCACCAUUUGAAGAUCCCUACAAGGAGCAAGAUAUUGCCGAGCUCAAGCCUCCGAUCGUUCCUGACGAGGAGAAAAUCACAGUCUUCGAUGCUCUAGUCGAGAUACUGCCCAAGAUUGGUAAGGAUGAAACUCUUGCACUAUCUGUCACCCGUACGCUCGUGAUCUUGACUCGUCGUCGCGCUCUUGCAAAGAAGCUUGGCGAGAAGCUGUCGAUCUCGAGACUCUUUGUCAUGAUGAAGCAGCUUGCAGGCGUUGCAGGUGAACGUCUUCAGAGCACAUUCCUCAUUCUUCUUCGUCACAUUAUCGAAGAUGAUGAGACUAUCCGACAGAUCAUGCGUACUGAGAUUCAAUCUACGUUCGAGAGCAAGGGAACGGCCAGAGGCUACGACACGACAUUGUACACCAGAACUUUGUACCAUCUCGCGUUGCGCAGUCCCGAAAUCUUCGUCCAAGUCACCAACGAGAAGGUGCAACUCUCAAGAUGGGAUCAAAACCGUCCUGGCGGUGCACAGCCGCUCAUGUUGAAGAAGAUUGACAAGCCUGAAGAGACUAGGAAGACAGAAGAGUCUCUUGAGGGCGACGCCAGCGCCGCUCCUGAACGACCAACUAUUGAACGCACCAAGACCGGUGACCUCAAGCCUCCAUCAAUUGAGAAUCCCGAUGGUGUCAUUCAGUUCUUGCUCAAGGAGCUCUCUUCUUACAAAGAUGUCGAAGAUAAGGAAGUGCAACCUCCCAAACCUACUUCUCCGGAUGCUCCGGCGGCUGCCACCCCUUCAGAUGUAGAAAUGUCAGAUCCAACUUCUACUCCAGUGGCCGAAACUCCUUCGAUAGACUCUGCGGCCAAUCAGUCUGACAACAAGCCAGUGUUCAAGGCUGACCAGCACCCGAUUUUUGCCUAUCGCUGUUUCAUCUUGCACUGUCUGGUUGAACUCCUCGGCUCGUAUAACAGAACCAAGGUUGAGUUCAUCAACUUCUCGCGCAAGGCCGAGCACCAAGCAUCAACACCAUCCAAACCUCGCUCUGGUCUUCUAAACUACUUCCUUACCAGCUUGAUUCCGAUUGGGUCUUUGAAUCACCCUGAAGACAUUCCAUCAAGGAAGCAGGCCGCCACUGCCAAUUGGGCUAUCAACACCAUUGUUUCUCUCUGCUCGAAGACAAGUGAGCGCAUGAUCGGUUUGAAGAUCUCGACCAGCGAGGAAGAGUCUGACCUUGCUUAUGUUCGCAAGUUCGUCUUGGAACAUGCUCUCAAGGCCUACAAGGAUGCAAUGGCCUCUUCAGAGCCUCUCGAUCAGAAGUACGCACGUCUUCUCAGCCUGGGCAACCUCUUCUACCGCAUGUUGACUGGAAAGCAACAAUCUGGUAUCAACCACUCCAUGCUCGAGAUGGUCACCGUUUCUCAGAAGCAACUCGGUCGCUUCAUGUACGAGAAGAACUUCAUCACCGCAUUGACAUCCUCUAUCGCCGAACUUGACCUCAACUUCCCUGGCGCAAAGCGUGCAGUCAAGUACAUUCUUCGGCCUCUCAAGUUGCUGACCGAUAUCGGUGUUACUCUGAGUAUCUCUGGAGACGUCUCUGCGCCUGGCACUACUGAAGACGACGAGAUCUCUUCCGCCACUUCCGUUUCUGAUGAUGACAAUGAACGCGAAGAGACUCCUGACUUGUUCCGCAACUCUACCCUCGGCAUGUUCGAAACCGCAAACAGCGACGACGAUGAGGAUGAGUCCGGCUCCGACGAAGCCGAAGAGUACUACGAGGGCGACGAGUACGGCGAGGAGAUGGACUACGACGAGUACGAGGAAGGCGGUCCUGGUAUGCAUGAAGGAGAUGUAGUCAGUGAUGAAGAUGAUGACAUCGACGGCAUGGGACCCAUCGAAGGCCUUCCUGGCGACAUCGACGUUGAAGUUGACAUGGACGAAGACGAGAGCGGCGAUGAUGACGACGACUCCGACAUGGACGAAGCCGACUCAGAUGAAGGUGAUGACAUUGAAAUCAUCGACGAAAUUACUGGCGACGAUGAGAAUGCUAGUAUGGAAGAAGAUGAUGAUGACGACGACGAAGACGACGAUGAGGAAGACUGGGACGACGACGAUGAUGAUGGCGAUGAUCCUAUCAUGACUCUGGACAUGGGCGGGCCCGAGCAAUACUUCGAGGACGAGAUGGCCGAAGAUGACGAAGACAACGAAGAGGAUGAAGAUGAAGAAGUCCUCGGCUACGAACCCGAACAUGACGACCCCGAGAACGACGAGAUGGAGUGGGGCUGGGAGACCGCCGCUAUGCCUUCAACACAUCAUGGAUGGCGCCGUCCUGGUGGUCCCUUCUAUACUAUGGACGACUCACCUCUUGGACUUCCUCGCUCGCAUCGUGGAGGCGCUGCAGGUGGUGGAGAUCAAGAUGGUACCAACCCUCUUCUCCAGCGAUCAGACCGCAGGCCUACUACAGGUGCUCCAACUCGUCCCGAAAUGCCUCAUUGGCUUCACCAGCACCCUCCUCGACUCGGUGGCCAAGAUGGACUCUCCUUUAUCAACGAUCUUAUGAACAUGACUGGACCUUCGGGAGCUAGAAUCAGCGUCGUUGACGGCUCCGGUGGUCUUACCUUCCCGCCUCGCAUCACCAGAAACCUUACUGGUCGUGAUGCACCAUCAAACGGAAGAGCUUCCUCUACCGAUCCCGGUGCAGCAGUUUCCUUCACACCCACUCUUACAACUCUCCGCUGGCAAGAAGAGGCUCGCCUGCUGUUCGGUCACCAUCACCUCGAGAGGGCGAUGAAACUUGUCGACUCCCUGCUGCGCCUUCUCGUCCCUCCUGCCAUGGAGGCUAAGCGUCAGAAAGACAAGGCUGACGCCGAACGCAGAGCUGCGGAAGAGAAGGCUCGUGAGGAGCAGCGCCAGAAGGAAGAGGCAGAGCGUCUUGAGCGCGAGGCUCAAGAGCAGCGUGAGCGUGAAGAACGUGAGGCCAAAGAGGCCGAAGAGGCUGCCGCUCGUGCUCGCGAGGCCGCCGAGCGUGGUGAGACCACAGAAGGUACUGAGAGCAUGGAAGGCGUUGAACAGCCUGCGGGAGAAGAUGCCGCCGAAGCUGCACCCAGAGUCAUGACCAACAUUCGUGGUAGAGAGAUCGACAUCACUCACCUCGGCAUCGAUCUGGAAUACCUGGACGCACUUCCCGACGACAUGCGUGAGGAAGUCAUCAUGCAGCAAUUCCAAGAGCAACGUUCUCAGGAACGCACUCAAGACACCACCACUGGGCAGCCUAGCAGAUCCAGCGAGAUCAACCGUGAGUUCCUUGAUGCACUACCACCGGAUAUCCAAGCCGAGCUGCUUGCUUCCGAGGCAGCUGACCGUCGCCGUCGUGAACGCGAUGAGCAGCGCCGCAGAGCUGCCGCCAGUGGCAACGCUCUACCCCAGGCUGGUGAUAUGGAUAUGGCGGACUUCUUCGCGACCCUGAAUCCGGCUCUUCGCCAGCAGGUCCUUAUGGACGCUGACGCUCCCACACUUGCCAACAUGCCUGCGGAGUUCCAAGCCGAAGCUCGCAACCUUAUCGGCAGAAUCGAACGUCAUCGUGGUGGCGGUCGUGACAGACGCGAGAGCAACCGCCUUCAGGAUGAACAGGAAGCUCCCGAGCCUGAGGGGCAGCGCGUCCGCAGGCCUGUCAUCCAGAUGCUCGAUAAAUCCGGCGUGGCCACCCUCCUGAGAUUGAUGUUCGUCGCCAUGCAGGACAGCGCACGUACCACAAUGCAGGCAAUCUUGUCAGACAUUUGCAAGAACACCCAGAACCGCGCCGAGGUUAUCAGCGUUCUCCUUUCCAUUCUCCAAGAUGGAAGCUCCGACGCCAAUGCUUUGGAGAAGAGCUUUGCUCACCUCACCCUUCGCGCCAAGCAGAUGUCUGGACAGAAGACACCACAGCCUCUCAAGCGCAGUCUGACUGGUUCGCAGUUCACAGCACCUAGUACAGACGUCUCACCUCUCAUGAUUGUACAGCAAUGUCUUUCAACUCUUACCCAUCUGGCCAACGAGAACCCUCGAGUCAGUUCAUUCUUCCUUUCUGAGCAUGAGACCAGCAUCAGCCAGAGAGCCAAGUCGUUGAAGAAGGGCAAGGGCAAGGAGAGCAAGGCUGCCAAGUACCCUCUCAACGCGUUGCUCACUCUUCUUGACCGCAAGUCAAUCAUCGAGAACUCGUCUGUUAUGGAAGCUUUGGCCUCCUUGCUCAUUCGCGUUACCGAGCCUUUGAAGAUUCUUCUCAGAAAGGCAAAAGAUGCUGAGAAGGAGAAGGGUAAGGCUACUGAGACAGUUGCCAGUGCAUCUACCGACGUGGCCAUGACUGAGGGCGAAACUACGGUUGCUUCUGAGGCCCCUGUUGAAGCCGACAAACCACAAGAGCCUGUCGCCAAGACUGAAGAGAAGAAGAAACACAGGGAUCUCACUCCUCCUGAAGUUCCGGAAGAGAACCUCCGCUUGGUCGUCAACAUCAUCGCUGCACGCGAGUGCAACGCAAAGACCUUCCAGAGUACUCUCGAUAUCAUCAACCACCUGUCAGCCAUUCCUGGUGCCAAGGACACUUUCGGCAAGGAGUUGGUACACCGUGCUCAGGACUUGGGCGAUGCUGUUCUUGUUGAUCUGCAACAAUUGGCUCCUCAGAUUCAAAAUGCCAAGACUAGUACUGACAUUCAAGGCAUUGCUUUGGCUAACUUCUCCCCUGCAAGCUCUCAUCAAAGCAAGCUGUUGCGUGUUCUGCUCGCGCUCGACUACCUCUUUGACCCCAAGCGCUCGGGAUCUCACGACAGACAAGCAUCCACCUCAGCUGAUGCUUUGCCUUCAAAAGCUCGCCAGGAUCUGCUGUCAACACUUUACGAGACCUCGACAUUUGCCAAGCUCUGGUCCAACUUGAGUGACUGCCUGACUGCUAUUCGCGAACGCGGUAGCAUGAACAAUGUGGCUACCAUUCUUCAGCCCCUGAUCGAGUCGUUCAUGGUUGUCUGCAAGAACACAACUUCGAAGGAGGCCAACCUUGCUGCUUCGCAGGAGCUGUCAAUUGGUACUCCUCAACCGGACUCGCGCAUUGAGAAGCUCUUCUUCUCCUUCACCGAGGAGCACCGCAAGAUCCUCAAUGAUCUUGUUCGCAACAACCCCAAGCUUCUCAACGGCACAUUCGAUGUACUAGCUAAGAACUCCAAGGUGCUCGAAUUUGACAACAAGCGCAACUACUUCACUCGUAGAAUGCACACUCGCAAUGCUGAGGAGCGCAUUGCUCAUCCUUCGGUUCAGCUCAACAUUCGUCGUGAACAGAUCUUCUUGGACUCUUUCAAGAACCUGUACUUCAAGACUCCCAACGAGAUCAAAUACGGCAAGCUCAACAUUCGCUUCCACGGCGAGGAGGGUGUUGACGCUGGUGGUGUGACUAGAGAGUGGUUCGCAGCUCUCUCAAGACAGAUGUUCAACCCCGACUAUGCUCUCUUCAACCCCGUCGCUUCCGACAGAACAACCUUCCAUCCCAACCCCAUGAGUGGCAUCAACGAUGAGCAUCUCACCUUCUUCAAGUUUGUUGGUCGCAUCAUUGGCAAGGCCAUGUAUGAGGGCCGUGUCUUGGACUGCCAUUUCAGCAGAGCCGUCUACAGACGUAUCCUUGGCAAGCCAGUAUCACUCAAGGAUAUGGAGACUCUGGAUCUGGACUACUACAAGUCACUCUGCUGGAUUCUUGAGAACGACAUUACUGAUGUCACUUUCGAGACUUUCUCGGUAGAGGUUGAUAGGUUCGGAGAGACUGAGACUGUUGAUCUGAUCGAGAAUGGUCGCGACAUUCCUGUCACCGAGGAGAACAAGCAGGAGUAUGUGCGUCUGGUUGUUGAGCAUCGUCUGAUCAAGUCAGUCGAGGAACAGCUCGAGCAUUUCCUGAAGGGCUUCCACGAGAUCAUCCCCGCCGAGCUCGUCUCAAUCUUCAACGAACAAGAACUCGAACUUCUCAUCUCAGGUCUUCCCGACAUCGACGUCGACGACUGGAAGAACAACGCCGAAUACCACAACUACCAGCAGACCUCACCCCAAAUCCAGUGGUUCUGGCGCGCGGUCCGCAGCUUCGACAAGGAAGAGAAAGCCAAGCUCUUGCAAUUCGUCACUGGAACUUCCAAGGUUCCUCUUAAUGGCUUCAAAGAGCUUGAGGGCAUGAACGGCUUUACCAAGUUCAAUAUCCAUCGUGAUUAUGGCAGCAAGGAUCGUUUGCCUAGCAGUCACACUUGCUUCAACCAGCUUGAUCUUCCCGAAUACGAGACUUAUGAGCAGUUGAGACAUCAAAUGUACACUGCCAUGACGCAAGGAAGCGAAUACUUUGGCUUCGCCUAG